AUGGAUGAAUUUAAUUCGAUUAAAAUAAUAUUUCAACAACAACAACAACAACAAUUAAUAAAUUUACGACGUGCAGUACUGUUUGCGGUAAUUUUAGCCGUAAUUGCAACAUUAAUUUGCAUAUUUUCAAUACCAUUAUUCUAUAAUUACUUGCAAUACAUGCAUUCAAGCAUGCAAAAUGAAGUUGAUUUUUGCAAGCAACGAAGUCAAAAUAUUUGGAAAGAAAUAUUAAAAACACAAAUUUUAGUUGGAGGUCAAAGACAUAAAAGAUUGGCUAGUUUUGUUGGUACCAUACCCAAUUAUUCGUAUUUGAAUCAACAAAUGUCAUCAACAAAGCGAAGUGUAUGCUGUGGAUGCGGUGUGUCACCAGUAGGACCUAGAGGUUUACCUGGUCCGGAUGGACAGAGCGGUCCGGACGGAUUGCCCGGACAACCAGGCAGGAAUGGACUGGAUGCACCGCCGCCGAAACAACCAGAACGCAUUGUUUUCUGUUUUGAGUGUGAAAAAAGUGAACCUGGUCCUCCGGGAGAACCAGGUCGGAAAGGACUAGCUGGUAAGCCAGGUUUGCCAGGCCGUGAUGGAUAUCCAGGUUUACCUGGGCAACCUGGUAGACAAGGACCGAUGGGACCACCAGGUUCACCUGGUAAACCAGGUCUUCCUGGACCUUGUGGACUUCCCGGAAAAGUGGUCGAAGUAGCUGUACCGAACGGACCACAAGGAUAUCCUGGUCCUAGAGGAGAGCAAGGUGCACCAGGUAAUCCUGGUAAAAAUGGUUUACCAGGUAGGAAUGGAGCAGAAGGACCACCCGGAAAUCCAGGUUGUGAUGGAGCUCCUGGUCUAGCUGGAGCAACAGGUGAACCAGGUAUUCGAGGACCACAAGGAUCAAUCGGACAGUGUGACCAUUGUCCACUACCAAGAGUAGCUGUAGGAUAUUAA
Molecule: messenger RNA, 936 nt
Organism: Brugia malayi
Lineage: Eukaryota; Metazoa; Nematoda; Chromadorea; Rhabditida; Onchocercidae
Gene: Bma-col-186
Product: Nematode cuticle collagen N-terminal domain containing protein
Exons: 2
Coding region: 1-936 (311 amino acids)
Molecular function (GO): structural constituent of cuticle
Source: RefSeq, a predicted model, not a curated record